CUCGGGGCCGCGCACAGGAAGUGGCGAGGCGGCGGGCGGGGCGGGCGCGGCGCCCACUGGAGCCCAGCGCAGGGCCGGGCGGGGACGGCGCGGGACGGGACCGGGCGACGGCGGGGCGCAGGCCCUUCCAGUCGGACACCUGUGAGGACGGCCGUGCCCGCCCUGCUGACCCCGUGCCGUGGUGAGUGAGCUGUCCUCAGCGAGGGCCCCUGUGCCCGGCCCUGAGCGUGCGCCAUGGGCUUGCUCGCCUACCUGAAGACGCAGUUCGCCGUGCACCUGCUCAUCGGCUUCGUCUUCGUGGUCAGCGGGCUGGUCAUCAACUUCAUCCAGCUGUGCACGCUGGCCCUGUGGCCCAUCAACAAGCAGCUCUACCGCCGCCUCAACUGCCGCUUGGCCUACUCGCUCUGGAGCCAGCUGGUGAUGCUACUGGAGUGGUGGUCCUGCACCGAGUGCACACUCUUCACUGACCAGGCCACCAUGAACCACUUCGGGAAGGAGCAUGUGGUCGUUAUCCUCAACCACAACUUCGAGAUCGACUUCCUAUGCGGGUGGACCAUGUGCGAGCGGUUCGGCGUGCUGGGGAGCUCCAAAGUCCUAGCCAAGAAGGAGUUGCUGUAUGUGCCGCUCAUCGGCUGGACGUGGUACUUCCUGGAGAUCGUGUUCUGCAAGCGGAAGUGGGAGGAGGACCGGGACACUGUCAUCGAGGGGCUGAAGUGCCUGGCCGACUACCCUGAGUACAUGUGGUUCCUCCUGUACUGUGAAGGGACGCGCUUCACGGAGACCAAGCACCGUGUCAGCAUGGAGGUGGCCGCCUCCAAGGGACUGCCCCCGCUGAAGUACCACCUGCUGCCGCGGACCAAGGGCUUCACCACCGCAGUCCAGUGCCUGCAGGGGACAGUGGCAGCUGUCUACGACGUGACCCUGAAUUUCAGAGGAAACAAGAACCCGUCCCUGCUGGGGAUCCUCUACGGGAAGAAGUAUGAGGCGGACAUGUGUGUGAGGAGGUUCCCUCUGGAGGAGAUCCCACAGGACGAGCGGGAGGCAGCACAGUGGCUGCACAAGCUGUACCAGGAAAAGGACGCGCUGCAGGAGAUGUACGAGCAGAAGGGCAUCUUCCCGGGGCAGCAGAUCAAGCCCGCCCGGAGGCCGUGGACCCUGCUGAACUUCCUGUGCUGGGCCACCCUGCUGCUCUCGCCUCUCUUCACCUUUGUGCUGGGUGUCUUCGCCAGCGGGUCCCCCCUCCUGAUUCUCACAUUCCUGGGGUUUGUGGGUGCAGCAUCCUUCGGAGUCCGAAGACUGAUAGGAGUGACCGAGAUAGAAAAGGGGUCCAGCUACGGAAACCAGGAGUUUAAGAAAAAGGAAUAAUUGGUGGCUGUGAUCGAAGGCACGUAACCUGCCGCGAUAUCCAAUUAACUCAAUUAAAAACAGAACCGCACACAGCACGAGGAGACAGAGACAUUUAGAAACUUAUUUUUCUUAUUAACUGGUGACUAAUAUUAACCAAUAAAACUUGAGCCAAGAGCAAAGAACUGGGAAGGCCUGCCGGGUGAAGACGGCGCUCGGCUUGCACUGUCCCCGCCUCGGACAGAAGCCCCAGAGGGCUGGUGACCCACCUGGGCACCACAGCUGGCUCCCUGAGGGGUGUCACCAUCUCUCCAGAGCUCCACUUCCAGGGGGCCUUAGGCUGCUUUCUCUUCUUAAACUUAGAUGGAGGUUUCUGUUUUUAUUGGUAUUUCAGGAACUUAACCUGGCCCCUCAGCUCUUCCCCUGUUCCCUCAACACUGGCUCCUUGUGAAUCUUCUGCUGUCCCUGGGGGGGGGGGGCGGCGGGUGCCAGCCCCCCAGAGAGCUGCCGUCCCCCUGCUUGGCACCUUGGCUUAUAGAACCUGUGGUGGACCGGAGACACCCUGAUCGAGAAGCACUGAAUGUAAACUGCACCUGCGGACCCGGAGUGCAUCCCGUCCAUCCCGCUGUCCCCUUUGCCCCGCUGUCCCCUCCGUCCUCUGUCCCCUCGCACAGGGCUGGCAGGAUUGAGUGCCCCUUUUGUUUUCUGCGUCCCUGCUUCCUGUUUCACUGCGUGUGGGCAUCUCGCGUCUCUCCUUAUAGCGCAGGGACCCUAGGGGACUCUUGGCCCCUGGGUCCUCCAGCUCCCCAUCCUGCUCUUCCUCCAUGUGGCCAUCGGGCUGGGGCAGGCACGGGGGGCACGGCAGCAGGACCACAGAUGUGCAGAUGCUUGUGGCGCCCUCAAGCCCUUCUUGAGUCUGUCAGUCUGUCAGUCAGUCUCAGGCCCAUGGUGGACCGGGGGAAGCUUUCGCUCAUUGGUGUGAGGAUGGCUCGCCCCUCCUGAGGGGAACAGGAAGCAGAGGCUGCCCGCUCACCCUCUUGGGGCCCAUGUGUCCUCAAGGAGGCUGCUCCUGUCUUGGCAGGUGUCCUUGAGGCCCAAGGCCCACUCCCCACCCCCACCACGGUCCCACAGAGGACUGGCACCCGGUGUCUUCAUCAAGGUCCCAUGUCCUACCUGGAAAGUGUUUUUUCCUGCAGCACGAGCCCAGCCUGGCGGACAGUGGCCGCUGGGCCCCUCGAGUAGUAGGGCAGGUCUCUCCCACCUCAGCCAACUCGGGCAUGGCCCUGCUGGCCAACCGCAUCGGGCUUCCGUCCAGACUUCCCGCAGCCUCCUUCACCAUCACACUCCCGCCCCUUUGAGCGGGGGGAGAGUUGGACAGUUGGGUGUCCUCUGGCGUGGAACCGCCAUCUGAAGGUAGACGGGUUGCAUGUUCCAGGGAGAGGCAAGAGAGAGGGGCAAGGGGCUUAGAGAGGAAAUGGAGAGGUCGAACCGCAUGGGUCCUGGGUGUUCAGAGGACCCAGGAGGCAGCCUGGGUCUGUGGAGAGGAGAGCGACGGGCCAGUUUACCUGGUCACGGGCUCUCCAGGGCCUCUUGAGGGCAAAGGUGUCCCAGAGGAACACAUGUGGGCCUCCUCCUCCUCUCGAGUGGCCCCACUGGCCUGGGUGCUAAGCCACCCAGGGCCUCCCCUCCCUUCCUCCCACCGCACGCUGUUCCUUUUCUUCCGAGUGCUCCGGCCCAUGUCGUCGCUGAGUAGCGAACACCACAGGGCCCCCUCCCAGACCGACAUGUGAGAGGUGAGCCAUGCACUGAAGAUCAGGGCGCAGGCUUCACCCCCAAGACCCUUCUUCUGGCCCAGCUCCCCUAGCACCACCACCCCUGAGAGCAAUAAAAACCAUGCUGUGAAUGUUUGGGCUUUUGGGAGAGGGGGGAUUUGCUUUCAUCUGCUUGGAAGGAAGAGGGAGGGGUGCACCUUUCAUUUUUAAAUUAAACUCUCCUGUGUCAGAA
Messenger RNA from Cavia porcellus (domestic guinea pig), 3348 nucleotides. RefSeq names its product 1-acylglycerol-3-phosphate O-acyltransferase 3 (gene Agpat3). NCBI's taxonomy places the organism in Eukaryota, Metazoa, Chordata, Mammalia, Rodentia, Caviidae. The transcript is spliced from 10 exons. Gene Ontology annotation, molecular function: 1-acylglycerol-3-phosphate O-acyltransferase activity. Bases 235 to 1365 code for a protein of 376 amino acids. Gene Ontology annotation, cellular component: endomembrane system; endoplasmic reticulum. The record is from RefSeq and is a predicted model, not a curated record.